Messenger RNA from Penicillium waksmanii, 834 nucleotides. Its product is annotated as alpha/beta hydrolase. NCBI's taxonomy places the organism in Eukaryota, Fungi, Ascomycota, Eurotiomycetes, Eurotiales, Aspergillaceae. Bases 1 to 834 code for a protein of 277 amino acids. The record is from RefSeq and is a predicted model, not a curated record. The transcript has 2 exons. Gene Ontology annotation, molecular function: hydrolase activity.
AUGCCGGGAAAUUCCCAGUCCACGACGUUGAGGGUCGAAGAGCUUACUUCGCAAGCUUCACCAGAGAACUCCCCCCCACUCCCCGAGAAUGUCGAAAAGAUCAUCCGUCAAGCCCCAGCUCCCGACGGAUACCAAGUCCCCAUCCAUCACAUCCGCGUGAAAGGGAAACAAGCUACUAGUACCACUAGUACAAACGGCGAUCCAGCCAUCAUCCACUUCCACGGCGGAGGAUACUUCCUCCUCAGCGCCGAGAUGUGUCUCCCACCACUCGUGCAGGCAGUAUCGCAAACCGGAGUCCAAAUACUCAGUAUCGACUACCGACUCGCCCCCGAACACCCAUAUCCCGUCCCAUUCAACGACUGCUGGGCAGCGCUGCAGUGGGUCUACGCAAAUGCAACGGAGCUGAAUAUCGACACCGCUCGCAUCGCGGUUAUGGGGGAGAGUGCUGGUGGUGGAUUGGCAGCUGCUUUGACUCUCAAAGGACGAGAUACGAAUCUGACCCCUCCCCUUGCGAAACAGAUCCUGGUUUACCCCAUGCUGGAUGAUCGAACUACUACCAACCACGCGGGGGGAAUUGGCGAUAUUGAGUCUUAUGCUGCUCCGGCUCGGGUGGACAGUGUGGAAGGUCUUCCGCCGCUUUAUCUGGAUAGCGCCCAGCUAGAUAUGUUUGUGCAUGAGGAUCUGGAAUAUGCGCGCCGAUUUGUGGCUGCUAAUAUCCCGGUCGAUCUUCAUGUCUAUCCUGGACUGCCUCAUGGGUUUGAAGCGUUUUCGGCGGGGACUAGUGUGACGAAGAGGGCGUAUGAGAAUCGAUUUAAGGCUAUGGCUAGUUUUUAA